CCCCCGCCCGGGCCGGCCGGCAGAGUGCGCCCUCGCGUGGACGUGGACGUGGACGUGGACGUGGUCGCGGACGCGGGCGCGGGCGCGGGCGCGCGGGGAGGCGGCGGCGGAGGGCAGCCGUUGCGGGCCGGCCCGCGGGGCUGGGGCUGAGGCCGAGCCGAGCCGGGCCCGCGCACGCCGGGGCCCACCAUGCGGCGGCUGCGGCGCCUGGCGCACCUGGUGCUCUUCUGUCCCUUCUCCAAGGGCCUGCAGGGCCGGCUCCCGGGCCUCAGGGUCAAGUACGUCUUCCUGGUCUGGCUGGGCAUCUUCGUGGGCAGCUGGAUGGUGUAUGUGCACUACUCGUCCUACGCGGAGCUCUGCCGUGGGCGUGUGUGUCAGGUGGUCAUCUGUGACCAGUACCGCAAGGGCAUCAUCUCUGGCUCCAUCUGCCAGGACCUGUGCAACCUGCACAAGGUGGAGUGGAGGACGUGCCUGUCAUCCAUCCCGGGCCAGCAGGUGUACAGCGGGCUGUGGCAGGGCAAGGAGGUGACCAUUAAGUGUGGCAUCGAGGAGGGCCUGGACCCCAAGGCCAGGUCAGACCUGGCCCCCCGGCAGGAGCUGGUGCUGUUCGACAAGCCCACUCGGGGCACCUCGAUUAAGGAGUUCCGAGAGAUGACCCUCAGCUUCCUCAAGGCGACCCUGGGAGACCUGCCGUCCCUGCCUGCACUGGUCGGCCAGGUGCUGCUCAUGGCCGACUUCAACAAGGACAGCCGGGUGUCCCUGGCCGAGGCCAAGUCGGUGUGGGCCCUGCUGCAGCGGAACGAGUUCCUGCUACUACUGUCCCUCCAGGAGGAGCACGCAUCCAGGCUGCUGGGUUCCUGUGGGGACCUCUAUGUCACCGAGGGGGUACCACAUGGCUCCUGGCAUGGGGCUGCCCUGCCGCCCCUGCUGCACACGCUGCUGCCGCCUGCCCUGCACUCAGCCCUGCAGCGGUGGCUGGGGCCCGCCUGGCCAUGGAGGGCCAAAGUCGCCAUCGGCCUGCUUGAGUUCGUGGAGGAGCUCUUCCACGGCGCCUACGGGACCUUCUACAUGUGCGAGACCACACUGGCCAACGUGGGCUACACGGCCCAGUAUGACUUCAGGAUGGCUGACCUGCAGCAGGUGGCCCCCGAGGCGGCCGUGCGCCGCUUCCUGCAGGGCCGCCGCUGUGAGCACAGCAGGGACUGCACUUACGGCCGGGACUGCCGGGCCCCCUGCGACAAGCUCAUGAGACAGUGCAAGGACGACCUCAUCCAGCCCAACCUGGCCAAGGUGUGUGAGCUGCUGCGGGACUACCUGCUGCCCGGCGCCCCUGCCGACCUGCGCCAGGAGCUGGGCAAGCAGCUACGCACCUGCACCACGCUCAGCGGGCUGGCCAGCCAGGUGGAGGCGCACCACUCUCUGGUGCUGAGCCACCUGAAGACCUUGCUCUGGAAAGAGAUCUCCAACACCAAGUACUCCUGAUGGACGAGGACCCCCACCCCUGGGGCCGCCUGCUCCAACCCUAAGUACUCUUGAUGGAUGAGGACCCACAGCCUGCUCCUCCCCAUCCCAGGGGGCCACCUGCUCCAACCUCAAGUACUCCUGAUGGACAAGCGCCCCCAUCCUGCUCCUCUCACUCCCAGGGGGCUGCCUGGGCCCUGGAGAGCCACCCUUGCUCUUGGUGCCCGUCUUCACUCUGCCUUCCAGCCAAGGACAGGAACACAGGAGCUUGGAGGCCUGGCCUGCUCCAGCAUCCUGAGGCAGUUCCUGUGACCCUCCUGCAACAAGCCAGGGAAGCCCUGUGUAGUCCCCCCUCACCCUCGUUCCCCAGCUUCAGAUGCCAAGAACCCUGACAGAGGGCCUGCGGAGCUGGACCAGGAGAGGCUGGAAGGGGAUGGGGGGCAGGAGGGAGCAGGUGGAGCCUGACCAAAGGGCUCCCCCUGGGCUUUGUUACUUUGAAGAACCCGACAUGUAAAUAAACAGCUGUUCUGA
Molecule: messenger RNA, 1992 nt
Organism: Nyctereutes procyonoides (raccoon dog)
Lineage: Eukaryota; Metazoa; Chordata; Mammalia; Carnivora; Canidae
Gene: DIPK1B
Product: divergent protein kinase domain 1B
Exons: 5
Coding region: 190-1482 (430 amino acids)
Source: RefSeq, a predicted model, not a curated record